AUGAUCACCGCUUUCGCCGUUUUUGUGGCCGUAUUUUUUAAUCCAUUACUGAUUCAAGGUGCUGCUGUUUGUAAGGACUGCGACUCCUGUGUGGGACAGAAGGCAGUGAAGAAUAUCAGAAGCCAUCUCCAGAGUGCAAAGGACGUUUUGGAAAGACUCGAUACUACAAAAACUAAGUUCAAUGUCGGUCCCUGGAUCUCCUUUUUCCAGCUUGCAGACCUGUACGUUGGAACCAACAAAACGAAGAAAUCGGUGUGUCUGAGAAAUGGUUUGCAAUUAAUGCACAAUUUUUUGAUUGCGAGAUGGAAUGAAAAUGAAACAAAGGCAGAAAGGAAUAAAAAAAAAAUCGCUCAACCUGCAGAAGGUGAAAAUGGUACCAAACGUGCUAGACGCUUCGCUUGGAAUGUUGAAAGUGUUGUCAAAGUAUUGCUCUAUUUCUAA
This is a messenger RNA of Necator americanus (New World hookworm), 441 nucleotides long. RefSeq lists its product as uncharacterized. The coding region runs from base 1 to 441 and encodes 146 amino acids. Lineage: Eukaryota; Metazoa; Nematoda; Chromadorea; Rhabditida; Ancylostomatidae. The transcript has 2 exons. The record is from RefSeq and is a predicted model, not a curated record.